GAUGGCAUCGAGGACUGGAUGGACAGUUCAGCGGUCAGGGGGCUCCUGGCGGACAUGCUCCAAGCCACUGAGAGACUCUGCCUCCUCUUCGGCAGCCGGAUCCAUGUGCAGAAUUCCUUCGCGGGCCUGAAGACGGACAACCUGGAACUUCGACCGCUGCAGGCGCGCGACGCCGCGCAGCUUUUCCUCUUCCGAGUGCACCGCCAUCUCUACUGGAAGGACAUUUGGAAGAACAAGGAGGAGUGGAUGUCCAAAGCCAAAAACUGGUACGGGGACGCUGUCUACAGCAAGGUUGCUGACCGGUCGCAGCUGGAAACUGGCGAAGUUCCCAUUGCCUUGCAACGCGAGAAUCGGGAGGAGGUCCUAGAUGCGCUGGCCGCAAUGCCGUUGCUGUCGGAGUUCUGCCAAGGCAUCCCUCUGAGGAUCCAGCAAACGGCAGAGCGAGUGACUGCCACUUUGCCCUGCCUCUGGGACCUGCACGCACAGCUCCGCUCAGAGCGCGAUCGCGGUCGUGCCGAGAUCCAGCAGCGACUGUUGGCGAAGAAGGCGACGAUGAGGCCGGGCGCGCGUCAGAUCGGCAGCGCCUGGCAGCUCGGGAAGGUGAUUGGUCAGGGAGCCCACGGAGUGGUCUAUCACGCUUUGGAUUCGGCUUCAGGCGAGUCCUUUGCCGUGAAGGUCGUGGAGGAGUCUAAAGAGCUCCACCAGGAAGGUCUCUGGAACACGAGCACAUCGUGCCGGGCUCAGAUGUGA
Symbiodinium necroappetens is the source of this 750-nucleotide messenger RNA. The record is from the annotation of a GenBank genome assembly. NCBI's taxonomy places the organism in Eukaryota, Dinophyceae, Suessiales, Symbiodiniaceae.